AUGGCAGCUGGAAAAGGAGGAAAAGGAGGAAAAGGAAUGGGUAAAGUUGGUGCUAAAAGACACUCAAGAAAAUCAAACAAAGCUUCAAUUGAAGGAAUUACUAAACCUGCAAUUAGAAGAUUGGCAAGAAGAGGUGGAGUUAAAAGAAUUUCAUCUUUUAUUAUGAUGAUUCAAGAUAAGUAUUAAAAAUCUUUCUUAGAAAAUGUUGUUAGAGAUGCUGUUACAUAUACUGAACAUGCUAGAAGAAAAACUGUUACUGCUAUGGACGUUGUAUAUGCCCUAAGAGGAUAAGGGAGAACUCCUUACGGAUUCGGGGGUUUUUUUUUUUUUCUUUGA
Messenger RNA from Ichthyophthirius multifiliis, 336 nucleotides. RefSeq lists its product as hypothetical. The record is from RefSeq and is a predicted model, not a curated record. Gene Ontology annotation, cellular component: nucleosome. The transcript is spliced from 2 exons. NCBI's taxonomy places the organism in Eukaryota, Ciliophora, Oligohymenophorea, Hymenostomatida. Gene Ontology annotation, molecular function: protein heterodimerization activity; structural constituent of chromatin; DNA binding.